CUUAUUAAAUAGAUUUUAAAUGUACAUAUUUAUAUUUUACUAAGAUAUGAAUAGUUACUUAUAACGCUGCAAUUGCGUCUGAGACGAAAAUAGCUGCUAUCCAAUCUGACAGAAAUGGGGGAAGUUGACAGUCUGGUAAAAUGGCUGUCUACCCUUGGCGUUGAGAGUGUGGAGGAGACGCUGUGCAAAUGUGACAACAAUCCCUCGGUGCUGUCGGACGGAAUCAUUCUCGCAGACUGCCUUCAUCAGAUAGCACCUUUCCACUUCGACUCGGAGUUCUUGGCCAAAAUUAAACGAGAAGACCUGGUCGACUACAGGCUGAAAGCGAACAACCUGAAAAAGGUGGUGCAGUUUGUGACGUCAUUCUACCAGGAGGUGCUAUUCCAGGAACUAGAUGACCAACUCCUUCCAGAUGAGACCAGAAUUGCUGCCGAUUGCGACGGCGAAGAGACCUCGAAGCUACUGCGGCUGGUGCUGGGCUGUGCUAUUAACUGCGACCAAAAAGAAGAAUACAUCAGUGGCAUCAUGGCGCUUGAACAGUCCAUACAACAAGACGUCAUGAAUGCCAUACAGAUUCUAAUGUCAGCGACCAAUAUCCACAAAUCGCCUUCUUCCAAGGGGGGACCGGGGGGACGUUCUCUCUCAAAUGGGGGCUUUGAAGACGACACUGAACAGCAACAUAUAAUAGACAGACAGUUGAAAGAAGCGUGGGACGAGGUGCACAGGUUGACGAUGGAAAACGAAGAGUUGUCCCAGAAGUAUCAUGACAUACAGUUAAAGAUGGACUACAUGGGAGAAGAGAAGGAGUUUCUGAUUGGUCAGUUGGAGGCGGCAGGUGUCCCCCACAAGGCCAGUCGCAGUGGAUCAUCAGCAAGCACACACCACCCCGAAGGGAUGCCCUCGGGGGGAGGGAAGAAACAUGACACAUCAUCCACGCUCUCACCCACAACACCCGAUGAGCACCCCAGUCUCGCCGGACUCUCUAGUGUGAAGUACAAGAAACUACAGGAACAGUAUGACGAACUGACUCACGAAAACUAUCGGCUAGAAGCAAUGAAAGACGAUCUAAGAGGGAGGUGUGAGGAACAGGAGCAAGAGAUUCAAGAAAUGCAAGAAAAAAUGUCGGAGAUGUCCGAAUUGGCCAAACAUGCGAGACAGUACAAAGACGAAGUGGAUGAACUGAGAAGUGAAAUCACGAAAACAGCCAAACUGGAGUCGCAAGUGGAUACCCUGAAGAAGAAACUGGAGGAGAUGGGAGACAUGAAGAGACAACUGAAGGUGCUGGAGGAGAAGAACCUCUCAUACAUGCAGAACAACUUCCAACUGGAGGAGGAGACUAGGAAGUUGGCCACUCUGAGACAGCAAGUGGAGAAUUACAGACUGCAGAUGCAGAAACUAGAGCAGCAGUUGAUGCAUGAGAGCAAGAGGGCAGACAGGGCCCACUUCGACCUGGACAAGAAGGCAGAGAAGAUGGAGAUGAUGGAGACAGAAAUGGAGAAACUGCGAGUGGAGAAGCAACAGUUGCGUGAGGAGAUGGACGAAAUGUCUCUGCAUGGAAAUUUGACACCACGCAACGGCGACACCACUGAGUCGGAUGUGAAACAAAAUGACAAGGAACAGUUGUCGCCUGGAAGCCAUGAAAACUCAUUCACAUCUCUGGACUCGCCCCGAGGCACAGACGGAAUGCUGCCUGGGGAAGAGUUCCUGUCACCGCAAAUCAAGGAAAAGAUUUCAAGAUUAACUCACGAGAACAGGACGUUGAAGCGUAGUGUGGGUGAUAACCCAGAUGCGGCGGAGAAGCUGGAGUUGCUGAGGGUGGAUCUGGAGGAUGAGCAGAGGCGCAGGGCAGACAUGGAGAGCGAGAACAGACUGUCGAACAAGAAAGUGAUGGAACUUGAGAGCAGAGUUGAGGAACUGCAGACGUUGUUGAACUCCUCGAACUCUGCCAGCGACUCUUCAUCUCAACAGCUUACCGAACUCAGACACAAACUGCACGAAUACAUGGACAAGACGAGACUGAUAGAGAGCGAGAGUGAGAAGAGGAAGUUGCAGCUGCACUCGAGUGAGACUAAACUGAAGGACAGCGAGGACAAACUAAAGAGUGUGAGGGACUUACUGUCCAAGAAGGAAAACGACAUGCGACUCAUGGAAGAAAGGUAUAAGAAGUAUUUAGAGAAGGCGAAGACUGUGAUGACCGAGUUGGAUCCGAGGAACAGGGCAGGGGUCACUCCCGAGAUACAGACGAUGAAGAAUCAACUAACGGAGAAGGAAAAACAGAUACAACAGCUGGAGAAGGAGCGGGACAAGAGUAAGACUGUGCGAGACCAGGAGGAGAGACUCCUAGUCUCUGCCUGGUACAAUCUCGGCAUACAGCUGCACAGACAAAGCGUUGAUAACCGUCUGGCCAAUUCAGCAGUGGGAGGACAGCACCAACACGGGAACAGCCACUCCUCAUCAUCGGGAAUAAACAACAACAACAACAACUCUCAGAGUUUCCUGAGUAAACACAGAGGCCGCAGUGCAGUAAAUAACACAAACAGUAGCAGUGGUAGACCCCCAAUGAUGAGUUAUGUGUCGGCCAAUGCAGCCCCAAUGACUCACGGCAAUUUGAACAGUUUCCAGACCAAUUCAAGCUAUGUGACGGAGCAACAAUGGAUUCAAGCGCAGCAAAUGUUGCCUAAUUCCAGUCAUGACACGACUCCAAAUGACGCCUCUAACCACCCAUUCGCCAACCAAUCAGAUCAUUUCCACAGCAACGCCGCAGAGUUUGUUCACAUGGGCGGCCAGUCGGCAGCAGGUCAGAACGCAGUGGCUUCCCAUGGACAAAUCGACCCCUCGAUUUACCCGCAGUUCUACAUGCAGUUCGAGAAUUCCCAAGGAGGAUUCGACAGUUCCCGACCUUCUUCCGUACCCUACCCUUCCUGGUCAUCAGAAAACAACUCGGUAUCAAUGGGUUCCUCUUACGAAGCAACUACGGGAAUGUUCUUUGGUCCAAACUCAAACAGCGACUACACCAACCCGAGCUACUACAGCGAAAAGCAAUCGACUCCUAAUUUUUUGAACAACGAUAUCGACUUUCCGACACUGACGAGGAAAAAUCAGAACUCGGGUAAGAGUAAGGGCACUAAUUCGAAUCGUAACAGUUUCAAUUUGAGGAGGGACGACAAUACUGCCUCGCCUGUAAACAGCGAUCCUUACAACAACAGCAACAAUGUGAAGUCUUCAUCGCCCAUUCCGCCCCACAAAAGAAGACCCGCCAGUUUUGCAAACGUGACCAAAAACACUGAGAGAUGAAACUGACCUUGAGUGUUGGUGUUAGGUGCUUUCUAUACGAGUUCUGGUUCUAUGUUGAUUGGGCUUAGUUGGUACCAGUAUCUUUUCUACCUACUGUAAUGAGGUCUUCGUCUACUUACGAUAAAGAUUUUUGUUAGAAUACAAUGUCAUGAAUUUUCCGGGGUAUUGUAGGUUCUUGCGAUAUGUUUUUCGUAAUAUUAGUUCAAAGUAACGCCACGAGCGCUGUUGCUUGAAUAUCUUUCUGGAUAUUUUGGUCCAAAUUUAGGAUUCAAUCUAGCCUCUUGUCCUAAUCAGAUACUGAUACAAUGUACAGCUGGCGUACAAUGUUUCGAAGUUAAUCUAAAUAAAUUUGAAACCUAUUUUUUGCAUACUCAGCUGCUCGAUUAUACAUUUGAAACCUAGUUUCAAACAUUCUCAUCAUUUAGAAACCAUUUUGACGUAACUUUAGAUCCACUAAUGAUUCAGCCUUCAAAUCUCGUGCUCAUUCAAAUUUCAACGUCACUGAAAUUUAUAGUUGUAAAAACCUUACUUUUUCUUUAAAAUUGAGUUGAUAUACAUAUUAAUAUCCAGACUUAGAUAUCUGAUUCAGGAUAGCAAGAUUGUGCAUACUUGAACUUAACGUCUUAUAUAUGGCAAUUUACUUCAUAGUUUAGGUGCUUCCCUUUUAAGAUCAUUAAAUUCGCUCUUCAAAAAGCCGGGCCUGGCUCCUGUUUGUUUGCUCAGAAUCAUGUUUUUGCACGAAUAUUCGAAAUUGCGCAAGUUAAUGUUUAUUUCUGUUUAUGGUUAAUUGGGCUUAUUUAGACGUUUGCAAAUGUUGUUGUUGAAACCAUUUGCUAGUUAGUUUUUUUCGUUGCUUCAUUUCAUCAUUAUACUUUCACUGGUUUUGACUUCUUCGUAACUCUUCCAUUUGUUCAUUAAAAGGGUGCAAUUAUUCAAACGCUUGAUUUUGUUUACUUUAAUAACCAAACGGACUGAUGUAAUAUGGUGUUUAAAUUUAACAGCACGAGUAAUUCAAAAUUAUCACAGA
This is a messenger RNA of Symsagittifera roscoffensis, 4321 nucleotides long. Its product is annotated as protein Hook homolog 3-like. Gene Ontology annotation, cellular component: cytoplasm; centrosome. Gene Ontology annotation, biological process: cytoplasmic microtubule organization; cytoskeleton-dependent intracellular transport. The transcript has 22 exons. The record is from RefSeq and is a predicted model, not a curated record. Lineage: Eukaryota; Metazoa; Xenacoelomorpha; Acoela; Convolutidae. Gene Ontology annotation, molecular function: dynein light intermediate chain binding; microtubule binding. Bases 115 to 3294 code for a protein of 1059 amino acids.